AUGGCGAAACCUCCUCCUCAUGCCCCUUGUCCAGAUUGCAAUGGAGGAGAUCCUCCUUGUCAUCCUUGUUCAGAUUGCGGUGGAUGUAUUCACAAUCAAUUCUUGGAAUCUGAAUUAGAAAAAUGGUAUCAGAAUCGAGUUUUGGAAGAUGAACUACAUGCUCGUGACAUUACAAUAAAAGAUCUUAGGUUCACAACAGAAAUGCUUCGAGAAAUUGAGCGUAAAGACAGAGAAUUGGCUUAUCUGGUUACUGAACUUGCUAAGUACAUGCCUUGUGAAAUAGACAAGAAGGAGCUUGCUGAAAUAGCUAAAGGGCCGUUCACUAAGGAAUACACGAAGCAGGUUGAUGAAAUAGUUAAGAAGCAUUUUCCUGAAUUAGCAAGCAUCAUGAAAUCGUAG
Molecule: messenger RNA, 399 nt
Organism: Solanum verrucosum
Lineage: Eukaryota; Viridiplantae; Streptophyta; Magnoliopsida; Solanales; Solanaceae
Exons: 2
Coding region: 1-399 (132 amino acids)
Source: RefSeq, a predicted model, not a curated record